AUGGUGAUUCCCCGUUUCAGCCCUCGAUGCCCUCAAAUACCCGUAGACAUUCGUCACCUUCUACGCAUACCGCCUGACAUCACACUGCCCGUGGAGCCGGAGGAUGAGUUUAAAUGCCUCAACCUAGAUGUGACGGCGCCGAAGGAGCACGCCGGGCAGAAGUUGCCUGUUCUUGUCUGGAUACAUGGCGGCUCCCAGUCUGUGACGUUUGGCAGCGCUGCCUCUGGACUUUGUGAUAUGUCGCAAAUCGUGAGUGACUCUUCGAACAUGGGACAGCCCAUUAUUGCCGUCGCGAUUCAGUACCGACUGAACAUCUUCGCCUUUGGCGAUGAGAACACCUCGGCAAACCUUGCCUUGCAGGAUCAAGCCUUGGCCUUGAAUUGGGUUCAGGCUCACAUAGCUGGCUUCGGCGGUGAUCCGGAAGCCGUGACACUUUUUGGUGAGAGUGCGGGAGCGGUUUAUUGCCAUGCGCAUCUCGUAACUGGGGCACCGGCUCGUCAAGUGAUCUUGUCGUCUGGAUCACUGCAGCUGUCGCCCCCUCAGCCGAGGGAUAGGGCUGCUUUCAUGCGCAGUACUUUGAAUAAUUGCUUGGAAACUCUGGGAGAUUUUGAUAUAAGCACAGCCCCAGCGGAAAUCAUGGUGCAGGCUUUGGAAAUGUCCGGGAUCCAAUCUUGGUUUCUUCAGAUGGAGCCGUCACUUGAGGGAUGGCAGGAAGUGCCAGGCGGAGCAGAGAGAGUACUUGUCAGCGACGUGCAAAAUGAGGCCGUGUUAUUCCGCGACGGCAUCUGGUCGAUGACGGCUGCCGAAAUCGUUGGCAUCUUUGACCUUGCAGGGGAACACAGCGAGGCUCUCAAGCGAUGCUACAACAUCUAUCCUGAUCGGGAAUCUUCUUGUAAGCUCGGAGCUCUCGACUUCAUCAACGACAGCAAGUUCCUGCUCCCCGUCCAAGAACUGGUGCAACUGGGCAAGGACGCCAAAACUCCCGUAUACCAAUGCAUCAUCGACGAAGCAAACCCUUGGCAGCCAUCUAAUGGGGCACACCAUGCGAUUGAUCUGGUCUUGCUCUUCGGUGGGUUUGACUUGUCAUUCUCUCCGGCUGCGGAGAGAACUGGCGAGCAGAUGCGAAGGGCGUGGAUUCGGUUCAUUAACUUGCAGGAGCCUUGGUCUUCAGGAUCCUGCGCUGCCUUCGGGCCUUACGCAUUUACGUUCAUCAUGCGCUCAGGCUUGAAAGAUGUCAUCAUUGUCGGGGCUGGCCCUGCAGGUCAGCUCUUGGGGCUGAUGCUCGGGAGAGAUGGCAUUUCCGUGACCAUCAUCGAACAGACUUCUCAGCUAGAUGACAGGCCUCGGGCCACACACUACGCUCCGCCAGCGAUGAAAGUUCUGAACCGUGCCGGUUUGGGCGACAGCGUGCGCAAGCUCGGCUACUUGCCUGACAAGGUGACAUGGCGGAAGCCGGACGGCACGCACAUCGCGAGCCUUAGCAAUGAAGUCCAUGGAGACGACCCAGAUCGGCUGGUCGCGUUACCCCUAGGCGAUUUAGCCCGCCUCAUCCACGAUCAGUCUAAAGACCUGCCCACGGUCACUUACCACUUUGAAUAUCGUGUGACGGGGAUCGGACAAGAUGACAAGAAGGCUUGGGUCGACGUGGAGAACAGCCGCACCGGACAGAAGUCGCAACUCUCAGCCGAUUACAUCGUCGGUUGCGACGGGGCCAAUAGCAUCGUUCGGCGAUGUCUCUUUGGAGAUACGAACUUCCCGGGUCGAACAUGGGACGAGCAGAUUGUGGCAACAAACGUCUACUACGACUUUGAACAGUUCGGAUAUACUGACUCAAACUUCAUACUAGAUGCGAAGGACUGGUUCAUGGCGGCAAAAAUAACCAAAGACGGCCUCUGGCGCGUCACGUACGGAGAAGACACCGGACUGACGACGGACGAAAUCAUCGCCCGGUACCCCGAGAGGUUCAGAACCAUGCUGCCAGGGCGGCCUCGGCCAGAGCAAUACAAGCUCGUCGGCAUCAGCCCGUACAAGAUCCACCAGCGCUGCGCCGAGAAAAUGCGCGUCGGCCGGUUCCUGCUUGCUGCAGACGCAGCGCACCUCUGCAACCCUUUCGGAGGGCUCGGCCUCACGGGGGGCAUCGUCGAUGUCGGAGGGCUCUACGAGUGUCUGUCAGGAAUCUUCCUCGGCAAGGCGGACGAAAGCAUACUCGACGUCUACGACGAGGUCCGUCGAAGGAAGUACAGGGAGAUCGUCGACCCCGUGUCCAGCGAGAACUUCCGACGAAUUUUUUCGGUCCAUCCUGACAACGUGCUCGAGACCGACGAGUUCCUCAAGCUCUGCAAGGAGGCCGAAUCGGAUCACGAGAAGGCGGUGGAAAUGACUAAGGGCGCUCAAACGCUUGGCUAUGACUUUACGCAGCAUUACGGUCCUGGAACGAACGGCAACGGCGUUGGCGUUAGUCUUCUUUAA
Messenger RNA from Colletotrichum karsti, 2469 nucleotides. RefSeq names its product FAD binding domain-containing protein. Bases 1 to 2469 code for a protein of 822 amino acids. NCBI's taxonomy places the organism in Eukaryota, Fungi, Ascomycota, Sordariomycetes, Glomerellales, Glomerellaceae. The record is from RefSeq and is a predicted model, not a curated record. The transcript has 10 exons. Gene Ontology annotation, biological process: 3-(3-hydroxy)phenylpropionate catabolic process. Gene Ontology annotation, molecular function: FAD binding; 3-(3-hydroxyphenyl)propionate hydroxylase activity.